UUUCCCUUCACCUCACCCUAGGCUAUUGUCCUUAGUGACAUUCUCUUAUCUCCCCUCUUUGAAGGAGUUCUUUGAAGAAAAAUGUGCUUCUUAAAUCAACUACAGUCUCUCCUCUACAUAAAGAACUCUUAAGGCUGCUAGCAGGAUGGAAACAUAUUAAACUGAAAGCUCAUCUGCAGCUCAGAAAAGCAAAGACAUGGAGUUUUGAGGAGUGAAGGUAGCCUGGUGUCGGCCAUGGGUGAUCAAGACACAGCCAGACAAUGUGGACCAGUUUCUUCAAACUGCGGCUUUUCUGCUGUCUGCUUGCAGUGUUGAUGGUGGUGGUGCUGGUCAUCAAUGUUACUCAGGUAGAGUACUUGGACCAUGAGACUGAUUCAGCCACAUUCAUUGACAACAGUGGACAGUUUGUGUCCUCCCAGGUGACAGGUAUUAGCCGGAAUCCCUACUGUGGCUAUGAGCACCAGACGCUGUCCAGCCGGGAGCGCAUGGAGGAAGACUCCUUGCUGGCUGCCUUGCAAUGGCAGGUUCCGGAUGUGGGCCCAGUCCCCUUUGUGAAGAGCACCAACCCUUCUUCCAGCUAUUUUGUCAUCUUGAACUCCACAGCCUUCUUCAAGGUGGGAGGCCAACUGGAGGUGCUGGUUCGUGUUCAGGAUUUUCAAAGAAAACCCAAGAAGUAUGGCGGAGACUACCUGCAGGCCAGAAUUCACUCCCCCAGGCUGCAGGCAGGGGCUGUGGGCAGAGUGGUGGACUACCAGAAUGGAUUUUAUAAGGUUUUUUUUACUUUGCUCUGGCCAGGCAAAGUUAAAGUGUCUAUAUCGCUGGUUCACCCCAGUGAAGGGAUCAGAGUUCUUCAGCACUUACAGGAAGAGAGACCAGACAGGGUCUAUUUCAAGAGUCUCUUCCGUUCAGGAAGAACUUCUGAAACUACUGAGUGCAAUGUGUGUCUUCCUGGGAGUCUGCCCCUGUGUAACUUUACAGACCUGUACACUGGAGAGCCCUGGUUCUGCUUCAAACCAAAGAAGCUCCCUUGCAGCAGCAGAAUUAACCAUUUCAAAGGUGGAUACUUGAAGGGUCUCCUAACUGCCUCAGAGAGUGCUUUCUUCCAGAGUGGUGUCAAUAUCAAAAUGCCAAUCAACGCCAGUGGACCUGAUUGGGUAACUGUGAUUCCCAUGAGAAUAAGAGAAAUGAACAACUUCAAAUUAUCCCAAGGAUCAAAAACUUUUCCUUCUGGAUAUUAUUAUAAAGACCAAUGGAGGCCCAGAAAGUUUAAGAUGCGUCAAUUUAAUGACCCUGACAACAUCACAGAAUGCUUACAAAGAAAAGUGGUAUAUUUAUUUGGUGACUCAACAAUCAGGCAAUGGUUUGAAUACCUUACUACAUUUGUUCCAGAUUUAGUGGAAUUUAACUUGGGUAGUCCCAAGAAUGUGGGUCCCUUCCUUGCAGUGGACCAGAAGCACAAUAUCCUGCUUAAAUACCGUUGCCAUGGUCCACCCAUCCGCUUCACAACUGUCUUUAGCAAUGAGCUCCGCUAUGUGGCGAAUGAGCUGAAUGGCAUUGUGGGAGGGAAGAACACAGUGGUUGCCAUAGCCAUAUGGUCUCACUUCAGCACCUUUCCCUUGGAAGUGUACAUCCGGCGGCUCAGGAACAUCCGGCGAGCUGUGGUCCAGCUCCUGGAUCGAAGCCCUAAGACUGUGGUGGUCAUCCGGACGGCCAACGCCCAAGAGCUGGGGCCAGAGGUGAGCCUUUUCAACAGCGACUGGUACAACUUUCAACUGGACAUUAUCCUUCGGAGGAUGUUCUCAGGGAUUGGAGUGUACCUCGUCGAUGCCUGGGAGAUGACCCUGGCCCAUUAUCUGCCCCACAAGCUGCAUCCAGAUGAAGUGAUUGUGAAGAACCAGCUGGACAUGUUCUUGUCCUUUGUGUGCCCCUUGGAGAUCUAGCCUGUCCUAGAGGGGACCGGAGGAAUCAUAUUCAGUGACCUUCCAAGUGACUUGCUUUAUAGAAAGUGGCCCCACUGAGAGUUGGCUGCCAUCAUUGUGGACACAAUUUCCAAAAGAGAUGGACUUUAUAUAAGCACUAACACCUUCUACAUACUCUGUUGCCCUUGUAACCAAAGAUGCUAACGAGUGCAUCUCCUGGGAGGGGAGAUUACUUUGUUAAAGAGUGUGAAAAAUGUUCUGACAUAAGUGGAAGGAACAAGUUUGGUUGGCAGUGGGAUGUUUGUAGCUUAUCUGGUAAAGGAAAUUGAGGCACAGACAGGAAUAGCAUCUUCAGGGUGAACUAGAGAAGGCUUAGAGUCAGAGGCUUGUAUAAGCGCACUGAAGACUACUGUGUCUCAGGAGUUUCUCUUGAUGAUCUACCUUUUUUGAAUUACUUGAAAAGGCCAACAUGCUUGGUCAGAAUUUUGUAGUGAGAAUAUUUAUAGUUUCCUGCUUUUAUCUAGAAAAGCAGAAGGGAAAUAUGAAAGCAGUAUGUAUAAAAUCUGUGCUUUGAAUUGAUAUUUGCAUUUGGCAGUUGUUUCUUAUUUGAUUCAAUGAAAUUGUAUGUGUUGAAUACAUAUUCUAGAAUAACUGCUUUUGGAACUCAGAGGAGGAGAUCUAUAAAUGAAAAUUUAUUUUUGUGUUCUGAAAUUUGAGGGCUUUAAGAAUUGACUUGUAUGUAAAGAAUGCUA
Molecule: messenger RNA, 2671 nt
Organism: Carlito syrichta (Philippine tarsier)
Lineage: Eukaryota; Metazoa; Chordata; Mammalia; Primates; Tarsiidae
Gene: NXPE3
Product: neurexophilin and PC-esterase domain family member 3
Exons: 5
Coding region: 261-1940 (559 amino acids)
Source: RefSeq, a predicted model, not a curated record